UUCAAAAGCGAAGGAACAUGGGUGCUCUUGAUUACCUUUCCAACUUCUGCACUGUCACUAGCACAGGGAGCAAGCGCAAAACAAUGCAGACAGUUGAGAUUAAAGUCAAAAUGGACUGUGAUGGCUGUGAAAGGAGAGUUAAAAAUGCUGUUACCUCCAUGAAAGGUGUAAAAUCUGUGGAGGUGAACCGAAAGCAACAACGUGUAACAGUCAGUGGUUAUGUUGAACCAAAUAAAGUCUUGAAAAGGGUAAAGAUCAGUAUUGGCAAGAGAGCUGAAUUCUGGCCUUACAUUCCUCAGCAUCUAGUACACUAUCCUUUUGCGUCAGGAGCCUACGACAAAAGGGCACCCUCCGGCUACGUUAAAAACGUUAAUGUUCAAGCUUUUCCGGCCUCCUCGAACAAUGCAGCAGCUCAUGAUCAGGAGAACAUGGUCUCACUUUUCAGUGAUGAUAAUGUGAACGCUUGUUCCAUCAUGUAAGGCAUUAAUUUUACAAGUAAUUACUGAAAGUUAACGAAUUUUAAGUACGGCGUAAUGGUUCUUCUAGGAAAGAACCUUAAAAAGUACUAGUACUUACGAGA
Molecule: messenger RNA, 580 nt
Organism: Juglans regia (Persian walnut)
Lineage: Eukaryota; Viridiplantae; Streptophyta; Magnoliopsida; Fagales; Juglandaceae
Product: heavy metal-associated isoprenylated plant protein 21-like
Exons: 3
Coding region: 18-479 (153 amino acids)
Molecular function (GO): metal ion binding
Source: RefSeq, a predicted model, not a curated record